Messenger RNA from Sinocyclocheilus anshuiensis, 2759 nucleotides. RefSeq names its product coiled-coil domain-containing protein 24-like. The record is from RefSeq and is a predicted model, not a curated record. NCBI's taxonomy places the organism in Eukaryota, Metazoa, Chordata, Actinopteri, Cypriniformes, Cyprinidae. The transcript is spliced from 9 exons. The coding region runs from base 43 to 1263 and encodes 406 amino acids.
UACAGGAAGCUACGAUUAUUCUGCUCAGGAAAUAGCUGCCUCAUGGACAAUUUACAACGCCAACAAUCUGUGUGGAAUGUAGUGAAGGAGAAUGUUCCCUGCACUGAGCUUCCUGAGAUCCGAGCUGUACUUGGAGAAGCACUGAUUGAUUCGUACACAGAGUUAUAUUCAGAGGUGGAUACGUGGGAGAAGAUUUGGCAGGAGCUCCAUUGCUCAGAGGAGGGCAACAGGCCAGAAGCCCCCAUGUUCCCUCUGGCUGACCCCCCAGCUGUUAAAGAGUUGCUAAAAGCAGAGAUUCAGUUGUUGCUGCUCACACUGAGAGAGAAAGCAGCCAGGCAGGGCAGGGAUGAAGAGGAGGUCAUGGCCCAGUACAAUCCUAGUGUGGUGAGUUACGCACUGGGCAGCAGUAGCACACAGAGACAGGAGAGUCCAGGCAGCUGGUGUGAAAUGAAAUCACCCUCCAGACUCCCAUCAAGUCUGAGUGAGAUUGGCAGCAGAUCUGUCUCCAGCCUCUCGUCUCACUCCAGCUGUGAAGAAGAAAUCAAGUCCUUAAGACACAAGUUAAACAUCACCCAUAUAGAUGAGGUUGUGACUCAUCUCAGGUCAGUCAUAACCGAAGAAUCUGAAGCACUGAAAAGAGACGUGCAGGUCCUGCAGGAAAACCUUGAGACUGGGAGAGCCAGAGCUCAGCCAGAAACUUUAUCUCCUGAACCCACCAUAGCAGAGCUCAAAGAGGAACGGAGACUCAUUCAGAGGGAUCUGAAUGAGCAGAGUUUAAUAAGCUGCUGCCACAACACAAAUAAUCAGAGCGCCAGAAACCAACAAAUCCAUGCAAGGGAGACAUGCAAACUUGCUCUCUCUGCAAAUUAUUCGGAAGGACCGAAACCAUCAAACUCAACAGUCCCCCAUUUUAAACCAUGUCCGCCUAGAGACCCAAACCACAUCAGGAGUGAUCUGCCACUAAUGAGCUACUCAAUUGCUGAAUCCACAAUCCCUAUUUCUGCUUUGGAACAUGGGAACAAAGAGUGCAAGUACAGAGGAAAUUCACUAAGAGCUUCAGCCUUCAGACUGGUUCCAGCGGCCUCUGUCAAAGCAUCCGGAUCUGUAAAAGACUUCUUCCUAAAGAUGGAAGUGACUCAAAAUAGUGACCUAGACUGUCUCCAGCCCGCUCCUCCUGCAGUGCAGAGAACAGCCAGCAGGGGGCAGAGGGGGAGCAGACACCUGUGUCUUCCUCAGCCUGACAGCCUGCUCAGUUCUCUGUGAGAAUCGCUGCAUGCUGCUCUACACUGUCAGUUAGUUGAAGCUCAUAGGGGGGAAAAAGGCCAUAAAACACAAACCACAAGCUGAUCUUUAAAAUAAACUUUAUUUACCAUUUCAAAUUGAACAGUUUACAGCUGACAUGACUAAGACAAUUUCAAUGCUGUUUGGCCCUAAAAUUGAAAAGACAUGGUUAGAUAUGUUUGAAGCUCAUGUCAUUGUGCUUGUCAUUCUACUUCACUACUAUAUUGCCAUGAGCACAGAAGAACACGCACACUAUUGUAAAGACAUUGCUUUUAGGAUGCAGGACAGGGAGAGAAAGGUUUUAUUUUUUGCAAUUUUGUAUUUUCUGUUGCUUUCAAACACAUAUUUUUAAAGUGCCGUAACAACAUGAAAAUACAUGACACGGUUUUGAAUAAACAUUUCAUUAACCAAAAAAGUUCACAGUUUCAGUUAUGCUGAUUCUUUUUAUAGUUCUUAAUACAGCCACAAAACUGUGCUUAAUGGAUAUUUCCAUCUUGGACCAAGAGGUAUUUGUGUGCAUAUUUUACACUGAAUUCUAGUAUUUCUGUUUUGCUUGUUCUAAACACAGCCCUUUCAUGUCAUUUCAAAGUGUAUGCCGUCACAAUUAAAUUUACACUAAGAAACGGUGAAAUAUAGUUUAUAUAUAUAAUAUAGAGAGCCCGUUCAAAUUAGAAGAAAAUUCCACUUAAAAAGUGUUCGGUUCUUCUCAGAAACAUUAUCUUAAUAUACCCAAAUAAAAUUCAGAAAAUAUUAAUUCAGUUUUGAUCAUUUCAAAUGCAUUUCGAAAAUAUUCAAAGAUCGGCAUAAGUGUUAAAACAUUCUUUCCAGGCAAUCAAAUGUGCUUUCUCUACUGAUACUGAUUAAAAUUAUAUGACAUCAACAGUGACACUAACAUGAACUAGGUUUGACUCAGCAGUUGAACGUCCACUACACAGAACACUCUGUACACAUAACAGUAGCUACGUUACCAUAAGAAAUAAUGUAAAAACAACUAAAAAUAAACCCCACUACAGCAACCCACCCUGAUAAAAACAGAAAACACAAACAUAGACAUCAGUUUUUUUGUUUGUUUUGUUUUUUUUACAUUAUUGUACAAUGGAGAAAGAGGACAAGAGGUGGGGAACAGUGCAAGAAUGGCACUGAUGCAUAACGUGUCUAUUGUUAUAAAGAGUUUGCAUGUCAAGGUCAAUAUCCAGAUCUGUUCACAUCGCAGUACCUAGAGACAGACACAUGGUCUUCAUGCCACUUUCAAGGUCUGAGGACCACACAUCAGAAAAAUGAGAGGGCUUCAAUCUUGUGCAUUCAUAUUUCCGACAGCGAUUAUUAAUCAUACUGUAGCUACCGCGCACGUAGCCAGCUAAAGUGAACCAGUAAAUAAAAGUGCUGUUAGCCUCCCGACACCUAAACCGCUGCUCUAAUCUAUGGCACUAACUGUCUAACAGAGGAAAAGCUAGAGUGCGUGACCUGUAGGUAUGGUU